AUGACCUUUCUGCGCGUGGUGUGUGCCGCCUCCUCUGUCCCGGCGGACCGGCCGACGGCGGGGACCGGUGCCGACACCUCCCAGUCCCAGGAGGAGGGCGGUCGGUCGGCCGCACGCACCGCCACCGCCACCGCCACCGCCACCGCCUCCCAGAGCCAGCGGUCUGGCGGUAGUAGCCGGAGGACGCGGAACACCACUGCCGACACCACGGCGGACACUACUAAUGACACUACAGCAGACACCACGGCGGACACCACGGCGGAGCGCGUCUCGGAGGCCUCGGAGGAGCUGCCGGACCGGUCCAGUGACAUGUCUGACUCGGCCGUGCCCACCGCGAGUUCCAUACAGGAGGCGACCUCGAGGUCGACCCGCGAGGUCACUACCGUGUCGACACGGGAGGUGACCUCCGCCUCCGCACGGGAGGUGACCUCUGGCUCCGGCACUACCCGGGAGGUGACCUCCGGUACGACCACCACCUCGAGUACCUCUCCCUCUGGUACCAGUACCUCAGUCAGUACGCGCACCAUCCGUUCCCGCUCAGCCUCAGAGCCGGCGCUGGUCACGGGCCGCGCGGCCGGCCCGUCCCCCGCCGGGACCGGCGGGGGCCGCGUGGUGCCCAUCAAGUCGCCGCUCUCCCCGCGUUUGUCGGGCCCGGCGGCCGCGGCCGUGAAGGCCGCCCGGCGCCGACACUCGAGCGGCUCCGACGACAGCGUCAGCUUCAGCCAGAACGAUACGUGCUCGGACCAGAGCGAUGUGGAGGGGCGCAUAUUCGCGCUGCAGGAGGAGCUCAAACGCAGGAAGAUCGAGGCGGAGCGUCUGCGCCGCGAACAGAGGCGGAAACACCGCGAGAAGCUGCGACAGCAGGAGCAGUCGCUGCGCAAACAACUCGAGGCGUAUGACGCCAGCAUCCGCCGGGCGGAGCUGGAGCUGGAGACCCAGCUGCUGGAGCAGGAGCGGCCCGUCCGACCCGUCAUCAAGCAGCCGCGCGUGGCGGAGCGGCGGGCCGGCCGGGCCUCCGCGGUGGCCCCGGCCCCGGGCUCAGCCGGCCGGCCGGGCCCGGCGGCGCCGGCCAGCGGGUCCUCUGAUACGAGCGCCAGCGUGUCACGCGACUCGAGCACGGAGACGAUCGUGCACAGCCCGGCCAAGGCGGCAGCGGGCGCCGAGCCGGCCGAGGGGAGCGGCAGCGACGGCAGCGUGUCGGUCGUCACCGACGAGGGCACGAGCGGGACGAGUUGGGAGCGGCCGCGGACCGUCAGCCAUGUCACAGCACCCACCGAGGAGUUUGAGACAGAGAGUCCGACCAAAACGUCUGUCAGUGUCGCCACGGAGAGCGUGGAGACGGAGGAGGCCUCCAGUGGCUCAUCUGUCCGCACAGAGGGAGCAGAGACUGAGGGCCGGAGCUCGGCGACCUCGACUGUGCGGAGCGGCCAGGUCGACACUGAGAAGGCGAGCAAGACGUCUGUCAGCGCCUCAGUGCCGACAGCAGACUUCGAGACGGAAAGUCCCAGCAAGACGACCAUCAGCACCGCCGCGCCGACCGCUCAGAGCGAGACAGAGAGUGAGACGCGGACCAGCGCCACGGCCGAGAGUCCGAGUGAAACGCGGACCAGCUCCACGGUACGGACGGCGCAGGACGUACCAACAGAGGUGGAGGAAGUCAGCGAGCGCUCCCUGUCGCCGCUGAAGGCCGGAGGCAAAACCGCAGAGGAGAGCAGCUCGGAUAAGUCUUCAUCAUCCUCUUCGUCGCCUUCUUCCACCUCCUCGUCGUCGAGGAAGACGAGCUCGGCGGUGUCGGCGGCGGUACGGACCGCGCGAGAUGUCUCAACUGACGCGGUCACCACGGAGCAGCCGACCGCCGGACCAGACAGCUCAACGAGCGACACUUCGGCGUCCGAGCCGCCCAGAAAGGCCGACUCGAUCGCCGCCGAACAGAGCGAGCGGGAAGCUGCUGUCAGUCGUGAGUUAAAGGAGUCGAAACCCGAGACUGAGUCGGAGUCGGAGUCGGACGGGACGUCGGUGUCAGACGCACAGACCAAGUCAGUCAGUGAGUCUCGCUCCGAGCCGCGGUCCGAACCCAAACCGGUGCUCGGCGAAGCAGAGACCUCCGCCGCUGGAUCCGCGGACCAUAGCUCUUCGUCAUCUACAUCCGCAGCUACUGAUCGUAGCGUAGAAAUCGAGUCCGGUGCGGAAGAGAAGCCGGCGACGAGUGUAUCCCCUACCGAAGACACAGGGCUGCUCGGUCGUCUGCCUGCUCUGGAUCUGCGCCCGGCCGGGACGAAGGUCUCCACUGAGCAGCAGCUGCCGAGAAGCCAUGAGACGACUUCCAGCGAGGACGAGUCUUCGGUUCCGGGAGCGGACCGCUCGGCAGAGUCCGUACCGUCGGAGGCCGUGACUGAGCGAGCCGAGACAGAGGCGGCGUCGGAGGGAACCCUGUCCGGAGCGGACCGGUCCCUGAAGCCGUCCCUGGUGAUAGAGACAGCGGUGGAGGCGGCGGAGAGAUCCUGGGAGGGUGAGCGCGAACCUCCUCACAGUCCGUCUCCAAAGCCCGCGUCUGGUGACGAGGCCAAAUCGGCUGCUGAAGAGCGGGACGACAGCGACGCAGCGGCCACCGACACCUCGCUUUCGAUCGCAGAGGAGGCGGCUGAGCCCAGUCUCACACCUGAGGCUGAACCGAAGGCGGUGUCCGCUCGGCCGCCGUCACCGCCCGCCGCCCAGCCGGCGCCCGAGCGACCGGAGCCGGUCGGCCGCGCGCGCCUCUCGGACGAACAGCGCGAGCGGCUGGCCACCUCCAUCACGGACCAGCUGCUGCGCUCGCUGUUGGACGAGUCGUUCCAGAGCCGCGGCUGGCGGCCGUCCCUGUCGCCCGCCAGGCCCGACAAGACGUUCAUUGUGCUGGAGGAGUCCACCGGGGGCGCCGCAGCGGCGAACCAGCCGGGAGAGCCUGCCACAGCCGCGGCGGGAGAGCAGGAUGAAGCCAAGGCUGACGCGCUACUGGAGGAGAUUAUUGGUAAAUCCCGCGCCCGACUGAAGGAAGACGUGAAGAUAGCACAGGCCGAACCGGCAGAGAAGUCGGAGAAAUCAGAACGAGAGGAAACCGAAGAGGACAAAACCAGUCCGGACACCUCCGAGUCCAAGCGGACGCGCACGACGGAGACGUCAUCCUCAUCAGAGACCAAGACGACCUCGUCUGACCAGGACACGUCCGGGGACUCGUCCAUCACUGAGGACCUGUCCACGGCGUCCUCCGAGAGCCAGGAGGACGGCAGCACCUCCCGCGAGGACAGGGCCGGGGAGGAGCACAGCGCCGCCUCCGAGGGACGCAGCGCCGCACCAGAGGAUAAAAGUAUCACCACCGAAGAUAAAAGCGUCGCCGAGGACAAAAGCGUCGCCGAAGAAGAGCACAGUUCUGCCGGUGAGAAGGGCGACAUCCCGGCGGACCGCCACAGUCCGGUCGACGAGGAAUCGCCUCGGGAGGACGAGGACAAGCCUGCAGCCGACGAAGACCACUCGUCUUCGUCCGGGGCCUCGGAGGAGCUGGUGGCCGUCACCGACUUUGCGCCGUGGCAGCGGCCGGCUGGCCGGCGCGCGCGAGUCGUCUCGCUCGAUCCGGAGACCCUCUGUGAACAGGUGGAGCUGACGUUCUCGAUUCCUACCGCCCGCCCGGCCGCGGCCAAACCGGUCCCGGCGCCUGCCUGGGCGCAGGAGCCGGCGGCGCAGGAGCCUGUGUGGGUGAGGGAGCCGGUCCCGGAGCCGGAGCCGCGGGAGGAGCGGCCGGCCGGGGAGCCGGACUCCCAGCAGCGCACCGAGCGGGUGGUACAGGCCGUGCUGACACGACUGCUGGACGACGCCUGGCUGGAGAUCCUCCGCCGCUGGCGGCGGGGGCAGCAACGGGCCGGCCCGGGACAGCGGGACGAUCAGGGACAGCAGGUGGAGCACAGCGAGCAGCCGCACAACGAUGGUGACGUGCUGCGCCCGCUGGCGCCGCGGCUGCACCCGCCGCGGGCGCCGGCCGAUCCCGUCUCAGUCCAGGAUGUGUGGAUGGACGACGACUUCGGGCUGAGCGAGAGCCGCGACAACGAGCUCAGGAGACAGGAGCAGGAGAUAGAGCAGGAGAUCCGCCGUCUGGAGGAGCUGCAGAAGCUGCAGCAGCUGUCGGGCGGCGGCGCGCUCUACGUGCGGGAGAUUCCCAACAAGCCGCCGCCGCCGUACCGCGAGCAGGCCGAGACGGGCCGCCGGCUGAGCCGCGCCGACCAGCAGCAGCGCGCCGCGCGCCCGCUCCGCCUGGUGCCGCACGGCGCCGGCCGCGUGCUGCCGAUCGUCCGGCGCGCCUGCGACUCCCUGCUGGCCGACGGACAGCUGCCGCCCGGGGAGGGCGACGAGCCGCAGCCCUCGGAGCAGUUCCUCAGCGGGGAGGGCGAGCCAGAGGACGGCAGCGGCUCCGGCUCGGACGGCCGCGCCAGCGACGGGGACGAGCAGCCCGAGAUAGCCGACGAGAGACGCUCGGCCAAGCGCCAGUUCCGACGUUUCCUGUUCCGGCUGGCGGCGGCGGCGGCGCAGCAGGCGGCCGCUGCCGGCGUGGCGCCGCCGCCGCCGGUCUGGCUGCGUGGUCGGCCGGCGCGGCGGCUGGCGGCGCGCCCGCCGGCCGACCCGGCGGCGCUCACGGAGGCCGUGCUGCGGCGCACCGCCGUGCUGCUCGGCUACCGGCCGGCCGCCGCCCGGGAGAACCUGAUGGUGCGCUGGGCGCGCAAGCGGCGCGACCGCGUCGACGAGGUGCUGGUGCGCGAGCUGCAGGAGGAGGAGGCCGACUGGAUCAACUACGACGCCGACGCGGCCACCGUGAAGGAGCAGCUGAGCAGCCAGCUGGCCGGCGACCUGCUCACAGACGCCACGCGGCAGCUGAUGGCCGUCUGGCGGCGGCGCUACGUCAGACAAACAGAAAUCUGAGCGCUGAUCUGUGAACGCCGGUAAGUCAGCUGACCAGUGGGCGCCUAGCCCUUGGCGCGGACCAGCUGCAAGAUAUGGGCUCUGGGCGCGUAGCUAAUAUAGGAGCUGGCCUCUGAGCGCCGAGCUCUAAGAGUCGGCCUCUGAACGGUACGUCAGUGGGUGGGACGGUGGUGCCUUCUGAUCUCAGGAUCUGCCGGUGAGUGGUGCGGCGCCGCGGGGCCACCGCUGGUGGCAGAGCGCGUCUGUGCUGCUGUGAUUCACUCCGCCCGGUGAGGGCUGUCCGUGGGACCAGCCUGUGUGCUGAGUGGUGGUUGUGUGCCGCACAGUUCACUUACCUGUGCUGUGUUUUCCGUCCCACUGUGCCAGCUGUGCGGCCUAGGGUUGUCGGCGUAGGAUAGAGAAUUGAACUGUGAAUGUGGCGAGUCGGAAUAUUGUCCGUCCACCAGCAGACUCACCGUGUAUUGCCUCUAAGCAUGUUAAAUAUUAUUGGGCCAGUGGGAAAUAGAGAGCCUGUGGACCGUCAGAACUCAUCGAAUUGCCCAUCCGUGCUGUGUAGCUUGCCUUCCAUCGUGUUCCAAUAUUUGUUGUCAAAUGCAAAGGUUGUUGAAGA
Messenger RNA from Amphibalanus amphitrite, 5554 nucleotides. Its product is annotated as serine-rich adhesin for platelets-like. Lineage: Eukaryota; Metazoa; Arthropoda; Thecostraca; Balanomorpha; Balanidae. The record is from RefSeq and is a predicted model, not a curated record. Gene Ontology annotation, biological process: microtubule anchoring. The coding region runs from base 1 to 4944 and encodes 1647 amino acids. The transcript is spliced from 8 exons. Gene Ontology annotation, molecular function: microtubule binding. Gene Ontology annotation, cellular component: centrosome.